Molecule: messenger RNA, 1770 nt
Organism: Micropterus dolomieu (smallmouth bass)
Lineage: Eukaryota; Metazoa; Chordata; Actinopteri; Centrarchiformes; Centrarchidae
Product: dipeptidyl peptidase 9-like
Exons: 10
Coding region: 610-1770 (386 amino acids)
Biological process (GO): proteolysis
Molecular function (GO): dipeptidyl-peptidase activity
Source: RefSeq, a predicted model, not a curated record
AAACGGUUGAUUCAUCGUUUCAGUCAUGUUUCAAGCUAAAAUGUUUUUAUAUUUCAUAGAUUAGACGAUUGAUUUAUAGAGGAAAUAAUCGUCAGAUAAUGAAAAUAAUCAUUAGUUGCAACCUCGAAGCAAAGAGAGAAGUAAUUUGUACCUUUUCUGAUAUCAAACUAAGGUUUAAACAAACUUAAAUCUCACCAGUAUUCAGAUGGUUUUACGAACUGAGAUUUUUGCAUAUUGUCAAUCAAUAAGGUUUUGAUAUUUCUACAGAAUAGCAGGAGGGUUAUUUCUGCUUUAAACCAAAACUGUGACAAAAGCAAGUUGAAGGAAAUACAAACUGUUAACGCAAGUAAAUUCAUAGAUUUGACUGAUCGUUUCCGGGUGAAAGGCUGUAAUCUGGAGACGUUUGAUUUCACAAGCUAGUUCCGCCUUGUUAGCAUAUUAGCAUUAAGCUACCCUCUCUCUGGAAAGUAGUUGACUUGUGUAAUUUAUUCAGACCCUGACCGUUGUUUUCAACACGGACGUUUCUCGACAAAAGACGAAGCGCUUUUGAGAGUUUCAGAGAAGAAAGUGUAAGGGUGUCAGGUCUGGUCCAGGGUUGUUGAACGGUUAAUGCACAGAGUAAAGAGGCUGAAAAUUGAAGCUAAAGCAGAAGACGGCCGGGAAAGCAUCAAAGAGGAACAGGCAGGCAUGACGGGGGUUGACGAGCUCUCGGACAGCACAGAGGUGGUGGAGAUGGAGGACGUGAAUGCCACCCAUUUCCAGGUGGAGAAGCAUACAUGGGAUGGCCUGCGGAAGAUCAUCCACAACAGCCGCAAGAACACAGGCGUGGUUAUCAACAAGGCACCACAUGACUUCCAGUUCAUCCAAAAGGAUGAGACCAGCCCUCACUCCCACCGCAUCUAUUAUCUUGGAAUGCCUUACGCCAGCAGGGAGAAUGCAUUACUCUACUCAGACAUUCCCAAGAAGGUCCGCAAAGAUGCUCUCUUGGUUUUGUCAUGGAAACCGCUGCUGGGUCAUUUUAAGGCCAGCCCUCACCACGGGGGCUUCUCGCGGGAGGAGGAGCUGCUGCGAGAGAGGAAGCGUUUGGGGGUGUCUGGCAUUACCUCCUAUGAUUACCACCGACCCAGUGGCCUCUUCCUGUUCCAGGCCAACAGCAGUCUGUACUACUGCCGUGAUGGUGGAAACAACAGCUUCAUUACUUCUCCUAUGGAGCCUGUCGAGAUUAAGAGCCAGAGUUCAGGGACACGCAUGGACCCCAAGAUUUGUCCCGGGGACCCCAACUUUAUUGGCUUCAUCAACAACAACGACAUUUGGGUGACCAGCAUUGAGACGGGUGAAGAGAGGAGGCUCACCUUCUGCCAUAAAGGUGUUGAUAACCCAAAAGAGGACCCCAAAUCUGCCGGUAUAGCCACGUUUGUCACACAGGAAGAGUUCGACCGCUUCACCGGUUACUGGUGGUCACCAGCUGCUUGUGACGAAUCAGAUGGUAGUAGGACUCUGCAGAUUCUGUACGAGGAGGUGGACGAGUCCGAGGUUGAGAUCAUUCAUGUUCCAUCUCCAGCUUUGGAGGAGCGUAAGACGGAUGUCUACAGAUACCCACGCGCAGGCAGCAAGAAUCCCGAUAUUACUCUCAAAAUAGCAGAAAUCAGGACAGACAAUCUUGGCAAAAUUAUCAGCACUCAGGAAAAGGUGUUGCCAUUUCCUUUCACCAGCCUGUUCCCUGGUGCUGAAUAUAUCACCAGAGCCGGAUGGACGAAAGACGGCAGAUAG